Molecule: messenger RNA, 1496 nt
Organism: Bombina bombina (fire-bellied toad)
Lineage: Eukaryota; Metazoa; Chordata; Amphibia; Anura; Bombinatoridae
Product: RELT-like protein 2
Exons: 6
Coding region: 1-780 (259 amino acids)
Biological process (GO): positive regulation of cell-substrate adhesion; positive regulation of p38MAPK cascade
Source: RefSeq, a predicted model, not a curated record
AUGUCAAAUGAAGACACAGUAGAACAAAUUGUGAAGUGCAUUAUUGAGAAUGAAGCAAAUGCAGAAGCUCUAAAGCAGAUGCUCGGGGAUACAGAGGGAGUUGUCUCAAUUGUUCCCAGUCUGUGUCCUCACCGUGAGAGCCAGGAUUCUGGUCCUCCUCAUCACCAUACAGUGCACCUUGGAUCUACACAGGCACCGUGCAUCCACUGUACUCGCAAAAAGAGAAGUCUCUUACACCGUAUGGGCCGGUCAAAGGAUGGCCGGGGAAAGCCACACCCUGGAGAAAUCACAGUUUUUUCUGUUGGAAGGUUUCGGGUUACUCACAUCGGGAAGAAGACAAGUAUCCAAGGAUCCCAGGACGACAGCAACAUUAGCACUGAGCCAAUGUCAUCUGUUAAAGAUCAGGAUGAGUUGGAUGGGGAAAAACCUCAAAAUGGACUUAGCACACAUGGGGACCAUAAACAUGAAAGUGAGGAUUUGCCCAAAAAUGGACCAGAAGAAGUGGGGUUAACAAAGCUUGAGAAGAAGAAAGGUUCUGCUAUUAAGAGUGUAGCUAAAAACGGACUACAGAGACUGAAUAAAAAGGCUCCAGUAACUUCUGUAAAGAAGAAAGGAGAAAAAGACAGACGGAGCAGUGCUCCAGAACAGACGGUGGCACAGAGAGAGAGGAUUGAUAUUACAGAUGUUAAUGCACGCGAACAGCGCAAAGAAAAAUCUCCUGUAGCAGGAGACUCACAGACAAAGCAGGUGAACACAGAGGAUUCUGCUCAAGGCCAUUGAAAUGUACUAUGAUGUCCCAGAGCUUCCAGCAAAUGAUGCACACAACUUCAAACAAGAUCUCAUUCGUACUGCAAGAAGAUGCAAGGAUAAUAUGAUGCUGCAUAUGAAGAUUUGUAACAUAGUCAUGGCUGGUAUCAAAAGAUACAAAAUGGACAAACUGAUAAGCUUGUUUUUAACAGAAAAUGUGAAUGGUCUUUUGUACAUAUAUGAGCAUAUUAUGAUGUACCUUAUAACACAUUUAAGUCAUAAAAUUGUUAAUCAUUAUUAAACAUACCUUUGUAUAAAAAGCUUCAAAAAUGAAGAAUCUUUCUUCUUUAUAUCUCCCAAAACAAAUCUUGCUUAAUCUAUAAAUCUUGUAAAGGAGAAGGUAAAAAUAAAAAAUUCUAAACAGGAAAUAUUUAAAUUCAGAUGCAGUUACAAAGAUUUAUAGAUAUGACAGCUAAGUUUUUGCAAAAAAUAGUUUAUUAUUAUAUGUUAGUUCAAAACUCAUGUUAAAUGUUUGCCAAACAGUUUUUGCAAAAAAAAACAAACAAAAAAAAAACUUCUAAUUAUUCUUUUAUCAAAAAUAACAUUUAAUUGUAACAUUCAAAUGUUGGUUCUAUUAGACUUAAAAGUAAGUCAAUGAAAGCGGAAUAAAGCAUCUACUAUUUCUUUAUUCAGUUUAUAUGGACACUAGCUGUAUAUAAGGCAUUUGUAAAUAUAAAACAUUCAUUUUA